Clupea harengus (Atlantic herring) is the source of this 4617-nucleotide messenger RNA. It is a transcript of the gene dpp10, whose product is annotated as dipeptidyl peptidase like 10. Gene Ontology annotation, molecular function: potassium channel regulator activity; serine-type peptidase activity. Gene Ontology annotation, biological process: regulation of potassium ion transmembrane transport; proteolysis. The record is from RefSeq and is a predicted model, not a curated record. Lineage: Eukaryota; Metazoa; Chordata; Actinopteri; Clupeiformes; Clupeidae. Gene Ontology annotation, cellular component: plasma membrane; voltage-gated potassium channel complex.
CACAGCUUGCUCUGCGUACCGGAGUGAAUUAUUAUGUUUCCUAAAGAUCAAGGAAUCACGACACUGCUUAUUACGAUGCUUGAUCGACACUUGCUCUUUAUCUUCGGCGUACACUGUUCAGCCCCCAGGGACUAUUAAACGACAACGAGAAACCGAAUCAAUAUCUUUCUGAACACACAAAAGGCUACGUUUAACAUUCCAGAAGUCACUGAGUCUCAGGCAACAGAGCGACUUAGUUUUCGUUUACGUUUAAGAUCAUUUGUUGAAGUUGUCAGUCACAACCGGACCGAACCGAACAUUGCGGUUGUCUCUCCUUGUGACCACACGCAGAGCUCUCUCUCACACACACUCUUUCUCUCUCACACUCCCUCUCUCUCUCUCCAUCUCUCUCUCUCUCGCUUUUUCUCGCCACAGAAAAUGCGGUGAAUGGUAUGCCACAAUACCGCCAGUAUACAGCGCAACACGCCAAGUGUGUAGAGGCACCUGGAGGCUGUCGUGAGUGGAUAUUACCGAGACUCUGCGCCGAUAUCUGCGGUCUUUUGGGAUCAGAGGGGUUCUGCUUCAUUUGAAGCAGUGGGCUACUACAGGAAACCACUAAUUAUAUCAGUUAAAAACAUGAACCAAACAGCUACAGUUUCCCACCAGAUUCCGUGCCAAUCAUCGAAGGAGAUAAAGGACUUGGGAGGUCUCAGUCCCCCCCAGAGGAACUGGAAGGGCAUUGCCAUCGCUCUGCUGGUCAUCCUGGUGGUGUGCUCCCUCAUCACCAUGUCUGUCAUCGUCCUAACACCACCGGAUACCUCGGGAGGCAGCAACUCCAAGCUAACAGUGGAGGAUCUUUUCAAGCCGGAGUUCACCGUCAAUGACCCCGAGGCAAAGUGGAUCAGCGACUCGGAGGUACUGUACAAGAACCAAGACGGACACGUCAUCAAGUACAACUUUGUGUCCAACGAGACACAGGUUCUCCUAAAAAACAACACUUUUGCUGCAUUCAAAGUGGCAAAAUAUUCCGUCUCUCCAGACAUGAGAUACGUGCUCUUUGCAUAUGAUGUGAAGCAGGUUUAUAGGUACUCCUACACCGCCAGCUACAUUAUUUACAACAUUCAUACAAGGGAGGUGUGGGAGUUAAACCCGCCGGAGGUCCACGACUCAGUGCUUCAGUUUGCUGACUGGGGGGUGCAGGACCAACAGCUGAUCUACAUUUUUGAGAAUAACAUCUAUUACCGUUCCGACGUGAGGAGCAAUUCCCUGCGGCUCACAUCUUCCGGGAAAGAGGGGGUCGUUUUCAACGGAAUUGCAGACUGGCUGUACGAGGAGGAGGUGCUGAAAACACACAAAGCCCACUGGUGGUCCCCGGACGGGGAGAUGUUGGCGUUCCUGGUCAUCAACGACACCCUGGUGCCCAACAUGGUUCUGCCCCAGUUCACCGGAAUGGCCUACCCCAAAGGAAGGCAGUACCCCUACCCAAAGGCUGGCCAGCCCAACCCAUCUGUGAGGCUGUUCGUGGUGAAUCUGUAUGGUCCCACACACACUCAAGAGCUACUGCCUCCUGACACUCUCCAACUCAGGGAUUACUACGUGGUGAUGGUGAAGUGGAUCAGCAACACACACACGGCGGUGCGGUGGCUCAACCGGGCCCAGAACAUCUCCGUUCUCACCGUCUGUGAUGCCACCAUUGGGGCCUGCAUGAAGAAAUAUGAAGAAACAUCUGAGCUUUGGCUGUCCAAACAGGAGCAGGAACCCGUCUUCACCAGGGAUGGUGGCAAGUUCUUCCUCACCGUCCCUGUCAAACAGGGUGGGCAAGGGGAGUUCCAUCACAUUGCCAUGGUUACCAAACCGCUGAGGAGUGAACCGAGCCAAGUCCAGCUCACUUCGGGAGACUGGGAGGUCACCAGAAUCCUGGCCUACGACGAAAGUGACCAGAUCCUGUACUUUCUCAGCACAGAGGGAUCACCCCAGAGAAGACAUCUGUACAGUGUUUCCACUCUGGGCCUGUCACCACCCCGCUGCCUGACAUGUGCGCUGAGUGAGGAGAGGGGUACUUACUAUGACGCAGUCAUCAGUCCUGACACUCAGCAUUCUAUCCUGACAUGCCAAGGUCCUGGAGCACCGUCUGUGAUUCUGCUGAGUUUAACUAAUCAAGACAUUUAUGCUAUCCUGGAAGACAAUACCCAACUGAAGGCCUCUCUACAGGAGAAGAAGAUCCAGCAGACAGAGUUUAAGGUCAUACCAAAAGAGAACUUUGAUCUUCCUUUGAAAAUCUCCUAUCCUGUUGACUUCUCUGAGUCUAACCUCUAUGGUGUCCUACUGGUGGUGGAUUCGACCCUCGGUGGGCAGACGGUGAAUGACAGGUUCUCGCUGGACUGGACCUCGGUGAUGGUCAGCUCCCAUGACGUGAUCGUGGUGCAGGUGGAUGGCAGGGGCUCUGGGUUCCGUGGACAGAAGGUCCUGCAGGAGAUACACCCCCAACUGGGCAACCUGGAGGUCCAGGACCAAAUUGCUGCCCUCCAGUACAUGUUGAAAUUCCCCUACAUCGACCACACACGGAUAGGGGUUUAUGGGAAGGGAUAUGGUGGCUAUACCACAAUGAUGCUUCUGAAAUCUACAGAGAAGCUGUUUACGUGUGCAGUGGCUCAGUCUCCUGUAACAGACUGGAAAAACUAUGCAUCCUUCUUCUCGGAGCGCUACCUUGGCAUGCCAGCGACCAAUGACAACAGAUACCAGCUGUCCAGUGUGCUGUCCAUUAUCAAAGGACUGCAGGACCAGAAACUCAUGAUUAUUCAUGGGACCGCUGAUGCUAAAGUGCACUUUCAGCAUUCAGCCGAGCUCAUUAAGCACUUAAUACAGUUCGGAGCCAACUACUCCAUGCAGAUCUACCCAGACGAAGGCCACGACCUGUCACUGAAGAGCCAGCGCCACCUGAGCGAGUCCCUGACCGGCUUCUUCCACACCUGCCUGCACCCCUGCCUGUCCCCGCUGCCUGUGGAGGAUGACGAGGAUGAAUGAUGAAGAACAGACACAGCCAACCAACACCACUGGAACUUUAACACACUGAGACCUAUGGGAGAGGUCUGACACAGACAAAAGAGACUGCCACAGAAGGGGAGUGUGUGUGUGUGUGUGUGUGUUUGUGUGUGUGUGUAAGAAAGACAGUGAAUAAGCAAGUAUGUGUGAAUUUUUGCUUGUGUGAGAGAGGUCGAAUGAGCGUGUGUGUGUUUGUGAAUGUGUGAGUGAUUCUGUGUGUGUAUUCUUAUUUGAAUGUGCAUGUUCCUUUCAUGUGUUGAAUGUAUGUAGAAUGAGUGUGUGUGUGUGUGUGAGUGCACGUGUGCGUGCGCGUGUGUGUAUGUAUUUGUAUGUUGUGUAUUGUUUUAUUGUAUUGGAAUUUGUGAGUUAUUUGAAGGAUGACUGGAAGCCUAUUAGUGGAAUAGCACAAGAGCCAGGCAGAAGAGCAAGUGACUGGACAUUUCCACACAUAUUACAAAAAAACUCACAUAUUGUACCAUGUGCUCACGCGUGUUUGCGAGUGUGUUAGCGCCUGUGUGUCUCUCAGCAAACAAUGGGAGAUUUCCACUUGUCAAAUGGGCCACUUAACAUUUCUGACAAAGCACAGACCUGCUUCCCUCUCUCUCUCUCUCUCUCUCCUUCUCCAGUAUUGACUUGGCUUCGCCAUUCACCCUAAAUGUUGGUACGGUAACUGCAUGUUUUGUUAGAACUAAUUUACCAGCAUUGAUCGGACUUGUGAUUCUGACCUUUGACCUCACUCCCACACUGGCCCUGACCCCCCUCCACAUCUAGGCGGCGAUUACACUGGAAAUUGUGAUGUGGUAGCGGCAAAUCAAAAUGCCACGCUCAGACCAUAAUAGUUCUAUGGCUACACAUUCUAUCUGGUUGCUAAGUGAUUAUUUUCUACUGUUGGUUUGUCAACGACGUUGUUGUCAUUUCAGACACCCCCACCCAUUUAAAAAUCGUACUGCUGAAAUGUUACAAGGGUAUGCUAAGCUAACAUUGACGAGUGUUGUGAUACUCUCCAACAGUUGAAUCAGGUUGAAUUCAAAUCAAGGCUCUGCUCCCAGUUGGCAAGCAUAAUGUUAGCAACGUUGUUAGCGACCAUUCUGCUGCUUAUCGAUAGUAAACAAGAGAACAUCCACUGCUUCUGCCACUACUGCCACAGGUCUGUGUGAUUGCCUCCUCAGAGUUCCGAUGCGGUAUGUACUUCAUAUUCUUUUCACAUCAACUAAACGAGUAUGGCUGUCGACAAGUGCAAUUUCCUCCUCCCCCCCCCCCCCCCCCCCCACCCCACUCACUGGAUGUUGGUAGAUAAUUCUCCCCUAACCCAGCUACAGUCAAUGUGUAAAUAUGUAUAUUUUAAAAUUGUUGGUGGCAGGGAAUUGAUAACUAGGGAUAAAUUAUAUUCGUUAUGUUUGUUGGGCUUUAAGUUUUCUGGUUUUUGUUAUUGUUUUUGUUUUGUUUUUUUGUUUUUUUCUUUCUUGAAGAUGGAUUUUGUAAAGGCUUGAGACUUCAUUUUGCCAUUCUUAAGCAAAGAGCUCAUGUGGGUGGGACUACUCGCUAUUGUCUGAUAGAGAUGAUUCAAAAUGAAUUAAACACACUUUGUGAAGUGAA